AGAACAAAAGUCGGGUCAAGGACUGGAUUGUUCAUUUCUUCUCCCUUAAGAAUUUUUGCCUUUAAAAAAGAAGAUGCUAAAGAUAAUGUUCCACACAUGUACGGAGGUACCUUUUUACUUACUUUAGACUUCUCUUCUACUUUAUUUUCUCCACUCUCUGUUCUCUGAAUCCUUCAUCGAACUUCUCUCCAGCAACAGUAGCUUGGUGAUCAGCAGGUUGUAUUCAAUAUUUGAACAAAGCAAGAUUUGAAAGCAUAUACUCAAUGGCUAAGGAAGAAGCAAAAGCAAUUAGCUUGAAGGCCUUGGUGGAUAAAGAGAACAAUAGAGUUAUAUUUGCGGAAACAGAUGAGGAUUUUACUGAUGUUCUCUUUAGUUUCUUGACAAUGCCCAUGGGAACAAUCAUCAGGCUACUUUCUAAUAAUAAUCAACCACCACCUGUGGGAAUAGGUUGCAUGAACAAUUUGUAUGAAAGCAUUAAGAAUCUUGACAUGCUGCGUUUCCGGAAUGAAGCAUGCAAGACCAUGUUGCUAUGGCCCAAAAGCGGCGCUGCACCUCAAAACAAGAGACUAAAAUUGCAAAUUGACGAUAGCGAGCUGCAGAGGUACUUCUUGUGCAAUAGGGAUUGCACCCUUAAUACGCACAAGUUACUGAGUCUCUACCCUAAUGCUGUUUGCGAAUGUGGAGGGCUCAUGAAUAGGACGAUCGAGUUGUCAGAGAAUGAUAAUAUACAGAAGUCAGUUUCUGAUGCUCGAGAUAGAGGAGUGUUUGUUCAAGGACUGACCCAAUUUAUAAUAAGUGAUGAAUUACAAGUAAAGCCCUCAUCAGUAGAAGCAAGCCUGUCUGUAUUAUCCAAGCUAGGUUACAUGGACUUUAGCACCAUUGAGGAGCACAACAUCGAUAUAGGAGUAGAUGAGGUUCUCGCUUUGCUCAAGUGCUCACUAGUGUCAAAGACACCGUUGACAGAAACUCUGUUGAAACAAAUUUCAGCACCAAAGUUCGGCGAAGAAGAUUUUGAUCAGAACAUCUAUGUUGAAUAUAAAUUACAAGAACCCGAAUCAAAUGUGGCUGAGAAUAUUCAUGACAAAUUAGAUUUUGAUCAGAACAUGUAUGUUGAAUCUAAAAUAGAAGAAUCAGAAUCAAAUGUGGAUGGGAGGAUUCAUGUAAAGCUUAUCAUCAGCAAAUCCAAGAAUAUGGUUUGUUAUGCCGAAGCAAGUGAAAAAUUUGUUGAUUUAGUCUGCAGUUUUCUCACGAUUCCACUUGGUUAUAUUAUAAAAGAAAUGCAGAGUAGCAUUUCAAAAGGAUCCUUAACUCACCUUUACAAUAGUGUUCAGGAACUCGAUGUUGAGAAAUACUUGAAAUCUAAUGAUCACAAGGAUAUGCUCAUCAGUCCAAAGCUCGCCCCUGAUUUUAGCUAUGAGAAGCAUCCUUUAGGCAUUGAAGAAGCUUUGCACCCAACAUACUCUUAUGGAGAAUAUUGGCAGUAUAAUUAUUCUUAUCCAACUCAAUUUCAACUGACACUUGAUGGUAAAAUCCCUUCUUCUUGGAGAAGCUCAAUUUUAACCGUCAAGGAUCCUAAGUCUCAUUUUAAAGAAGCCACAAAUGGAGGAUUUGUGACUGGACCAAAAAUGUUUACCUUAUUCGACAAUUUGAUCAUCACACCCGUAUCUCAAAUCUCAAGUCUGUCUCUUCUGAAGAAAUUGAAACUACCUUUAAGUGAUAUUGAGGUGCGUGUUGUGCAUGUGGGCAGUGAGGAGGCUUCAUGUCUAUUGAUGGCUUUGUUUGUGUCUGAAUCUGCUCUAACCAAUGCCUUCCUUAGAGAGCCAAAUCCAGGAUUUUGACGGUUCUCCUCUAUUAGAUAAAACAUGGCAUGUUGUUUAUAAUCAGAAGCCUAUGCAUAAUUAUGUCAGAAUUUGUUUUGCACUGUCAAGCUUAAAGGUUGUUGCAUUAUCAUUUAAAAGUAAGUUUCAUUCCAGUUACAGUAUUGAGUUUGCUACAAAAGUUCCUCAUUAAUAAGGAAAAAGCAU
This is a messenger RNA of Pistacia vera, 2024 nucleotides long. RefSeq lists its product as uncharacterized. Lineage: Eukaryota; Viridiplantae; Streptophyta; Magnoliopsida; Sapindales; Anacardiaceae. The transcript is spliced from 4 exons. The coding region runs from base 264 to 1838 and encodes 524 amino acids. The record is from RefSeq and is a predicted model, not a curated record.